AUGCCGCCUUCUUCCUUCCACCAGCUACGACGUGCUGCGCUACAAUCGCGUGCGCGACACUUCACGAGUAGCUCCUGCCUGCGCCGCGCUUUCCAAGAAGGCGAUGUUGUGCUCCUGCGCGAGAGCAAAGAGACCCAGGAUGGUCGCCUCGUGAAACUGCAGGCGUCCAAGUCUACCGGUACACACAGAGGUGUUAUCAAGCAUCAAGAUGUUAUUGGGAAAGAGCCACGGCAAAUAGUCAAUUCUCACAAGGGCGCCACCUUCCGCGUCCACGAGCCUACAUUGGCAGAAUAUGUCAGACUAACUCCACGCCUUGUUACCCCGAUCUAUCCCUCUGAUACAAACCUCAUAGUUUCCUUGCUCGACAUACACGUCGAUACACCCUCUACUGGUCUCAACAGCGAAACACCAUUUGAGAUCCUCGAAGCUGGCACAGGUCAUGGAGCCCUAACGUUGCACCUCUCGCGCGCAAUACACGCCGCCAAUCCACCGAUCCCGAAAACGCCGUCUUAUGUAACCAGCGAAGAAGAACCAGAAGACGCAGUGUACCUCGGCGAGUCUUUAUCAGACCUACAUGAGUCAGGGCUGGAGUCGUGGAAGCAGAAUCGCCGUGCUAUUAUACACACGCUAGACAUAUCCGACAAGCAUUCCAAGCAUGCAAAGAAGAUUGUAGAAGGCUUUCGCCAUGGCAUGUAUGCUGGUAAUGUCGACUUCCACGUAGGAGACGUGUCCGAGUGGAUAGCCAAACAAAAAGCGAAACGGAAGACUGAGGAGCCGUUCUUGAGCCAUGUGUUCCUAGACCUUCCCAACGCGACUAGUCACCUUGCCAACGUCGCUCCUGCGUUGCAUGUUAAUGGAUUGCUCGCAGUCUUCAACCCAAGCAUAACUCAGAUCGCCGAGUGUGUUGAAAGCAUUCGCGAGCAAAGACUGCCAUAUCUGCUCGACCAGGUCAUUGAAUUAGGCGCAGGCACAAUUCGCGAGUGGGACGUUCGCGCCGUCAAACCGAGAGCACCCAAAAAGGAGGCUCAGACAAAACAACCCUCCGAACCUUCGAGUGACGAAAGUUUGGAUGCAGAGCUAGGCCAAGAAGCACGCGACCAUGAGCUGUCGGAAGACUUGAACAAACAAGAGGAGAAAUGGGUUAUGGUAUGCCGGCCAAAAGCUGGUCAGCAGGUUGUCGGAGGUGGCUUUUUGGGUCUAUGGAGACGCAUGGAAAAACCCGACAACAAAGAGCCAGUGGAGAAGCUUGAAAAUACAGAACUAGCGGAGUAG
This is a messenger RNA of Alternaria atra, 1272 nucleotides long. RefSeq lists its product as uncharacterized. Bases 1 to 1272 code for a protein of 423 amino acids. Gene Ontology annotation, cellular component: tRNA (m1A) methyltransferase complex. The record is from RefSeq and is a predicted model, not a curated record. NCBI's taxonomy places the organism in Eukaryota, Fungi, Ascomycota, Dothideomycetes, Pleosporales, Pleosporaceae. The transcript has 3 exons. Gene Ontology annotation, biological process: tRNA methylation.